AUGCGGUCCAAGGCUACUUCCGUAAAGCCAUCCGCAUACCCGGCCCUGCCGUUCCACGGCAUCCGCUUCGUGACCUUCUUGUCAGCGGCCGUCGUUGGUAUAAUCCUCGCCGUGUUUAUCUACCAUCUCCAUGCCGACGGGUACAAAUUGCCGUUCGCCUUUCUGAUUCUCCUUCUCGCCGCCGUCCUCUCCAUCCUCAAUAAUAUCCUCACCGCCGUCAUCAACUGCGCCUGCGGCCUCUCCACCAAGCUCUCCAUCGCACUGAACAUUCUCCUCCUAAUUCUUUGGGCGCUCUCACUCGCCCUCCUCAGCUACAACAUGUCCGGCACUAUCCUCACUAAGUGCACCACCACCUACUGGGCUACCUCGACCGCCCUCUCUGUCUGUCGCUGCUACAAGGCCCUCUUUGCCUUCACCGUCGUCGGCGUCGCCUCCUACAUCGCCGCUCUUUGGCUGGAUUUCGUCGUUCGCCGCCGUCAUAACCGCCUCGGCGCCUACAAUCCCAUGGGUAGCACCCCCGGCCUCGGCGACGACGCCUUCGACGUCAAGCUCGCGGACCGUCACGACCCCGUCGCCGGCGCGCACUACGACAACAUACCCGGAACAAAUCAUGUAGAUCCGUAUGCGCACGCAGGCGAAGCGCAGCAGUAUUAUGAUGCGGCGCCACCGCGGACGCGUGGCCCGGGUCAUGUUCGCUUCGAUUCGUAUGCAUCGGAGCAUACGGCCUACGAUCCGGCUGGACAUCGUUGA
Molecule: messenger RNA, 750 nt
Organism: Penicillium macrosclerotiorum
Lineage: Eukaryota; Fungi; Ascomycota; Eurotiomycetes; Eurotiales; Aspergillaceae
Exons: 2
Coding region: 1-750 (249 amino acids)
Source: RefSeq, a predicted model, not a curated record